AUGGCCGAUGACAAUGUGAAGAUGGAGGUUGAGGAAGGUGAAACUAGUGCAGUGUCUGCCAAAGACAAGAAAAGAUUCGAGGUGAAGAAGUGGAGCGCGGUUGCGCUUUGGGCGUGGGAUAUCCAGGUUGAUAACUGCGCGAUCUGUCGCAAUCAUAUUAUGGAUUUGUGUAUCGAAUGCCAAGCUAAUCAGGGAAACCAAAGUACGGGUCAGAAAGAGGAAUGUACUGUUGCAUGGGGAAACUGUAACCACGCAUUCCAUUUCCACUGCAUUUCUCGUUGGCUGAAAACUCGACAGGUUUGCCCUCUCGAUAAUAGAGAGUGGGAGUUCCAGAAGUACGGCCACUAA
Molecule: messenger RNA, 348 nt
Organism: Necator americanus (New World hookworm)
Lineage: Eukaryota; Metazoa; Nematoda; Chromadorea; Rhabditida; Ancylostomatidae
Exons: 4
Coding region: 1-348 (115 amino acids)
Biological process (GO): ubiquitin-dependent protein catabolic process; protein ubiquitination
Cellular component (GO): cullin-RING ubiquitin ligase complex; nucleus
Molecular function (GO): cullin family protein binding; zinc ion binding; ubiquitin protein ligase activity
Source: RefSeq, a predicted model, not a curated record